GGCACGGCGCCCCCCAAAGCGGCUAGGUCUCCAUUUCAGUUCGUCGGCCGUUCCAAAUCCGCGGCCGCCGCUCGAACUCACAUAGCCAAUCAGCCAUGGCUUCCCAGCCGUCGCGGCGGCCGCCGGCGGAUUACCCUAAUCCGCCCGAUCCCACCACCAUAGCUGCUCUCGACGGCGACCUACUCCGGGAGAUCUUGCUCCGCCUCCCCGACCUUCCUAGCCUCGCCUUCGCCGCCUUCACCUGCCGCACCUUCCUUGACGCCAUCCGUUCAUCCCCCGCCUUCCGCCGCCGCUUCCGCGGCCUCCACGCGUCCCCCCUCCUCGCCCUCUUCCUCACACCCCACAUGCGCGCCAUACCUGCCUUCACCACCGCAUGGCGCCCCUCCGACCUGGACCUCGACGCCGCCACCGAUUUCUUCCGGACCAUCCUCCGAGACGACGACGAUGCUUCCUUUUGGGGGGUCAAUCUCUCCGGUUCCUCGAUUCCCUACCUCAAUGGUUACGUCGCCCUGGAGAACCGGGGCACCAAGCAGCGUGCUUGCUACAACCCCCAAACCAAGGCCCUGGAUCUCUGCCCCAAUUCUCCCCGCCACAUCACCCGCGGCACCAUCCUUGAGUUCUACACACUCUCCGCCGAAGAGGGCCAGAGGCCGUCCCGCGUGGUCUGUGUCCGCCACGACCACUCAUGGUCUUCGGUACGCCUCGCUGUCUUCUCAUCAAACACCAUGGAGUGGCAGAUCUUCCCGGAGGCCGCGACGCUGCUACCCGAGGGCGACAAGCGCACAACCCGCACGGUGAUGGACGGGUUUGUCUGCUGGGAACACGAUAGAGAGGGCUGCAUUUUCGUGCUCAACACAGCCACCUUGCAGCUCUCGCGAAUGGAUCUGCCGCCGCAUUUCAAAGGGGUUUAUUCAGCCGGAUAUUCAGGGUUUAAGGUCGGCCAGACCAAGGACGGGAAGCUCUGUAUCGUAAGCGUCGAGGAGCACACCCUUCUUACUUGGGUCUGGGCAGCCGACCAGGAUGGCGUCGAGAGAUUCGUGCUAGGCAAAAUGUUUCUGCUACUCACGGUUUUUAAGAACAUCAUGGAGUGCUCGGCGCAGGAUAAAACUAAGGUGCGGAUUAUGGCGGUUAUGGAUGGCUUUGUGUACCUCUCCAUUUGCCACUGGAAGGAUUUCAGCGACCUCUUCAAAUCCUCCGAGUGGUUCCUAUCCUUCUCCCUGGAAACAGGCGAGCUGUGUGAGAUGUUUAAGAGUGAACGGCAGAUUCCCUGCCCUAUCAUUCCUUACAUCAUGGAGUGGCCUCCGUCUUUGGUGCACAACAUGCAGAAUUCAGAAUCCAAAGUUGCUGGAGGCAGUGGAGAAGAUGGUGGUCCUGUGGGCACAGAAGAAGCUACACCUAUCCUUGCCCGAGCAUUACAAUCAUUCAAAGGAGCUUUGAUUAAUGAUGAUGAAUUGAAAGUUUCAGAGACAGAUGCCUUCUUACUUUGUAUUGACGCUGCAGAUGAGGAGAACUCUCUUGUGAGGAAAAUGAUUACUUUGGAUGCGGUAUUAACAGCUGUGCGGGAUCGUGUCUUGAGCAUAAGUGCGGACCCUGAUGUCUCCAGGAAGAGAACAGAAAGAGAGAGCUGGUUCCAAAUGUGCAAGGGGAAGCUAUGGAGAGCUUUCUUUGCUAGUUGAAUCAGACUAUCAGGGAAUUAUUUAGGAUUAGGUACUACCAGUUGGAUCAAAAUUCAGGAUCUGGCGAGAUAAUUGGGUACCAAGAGGAAACCUACGAAUCUUUGGAAAAUGCAAUCAAAUCAAGGCUGAGAUGGGCGUCUGAUCUAACCGAUCAAGCUUCAGAGUCAUGGAAAUAAAAUCUGGUGCGCUUGAUCUUCCACCCCUCGGAUGCUGUUUUGAAUAUCAGACUUCCUUCCUUUGAUGGGGAUGAUUUCCUGCCAUGGAAUUACGAGAGGAACAGACACUUUUCUGUCAAAAGUGCAUACAAACUGGCCGUGGAGAGUAAUUCAAAAUCUGACAGGUUUGUAGUCCGGCAGGUUAAUUUGGACUGCCAAGCAGGGGGCGAGUUCUCCUGAUUACUUUAGUCAUGUUGUUUGAAAGGACUUGGUGACUCCAAAUCGGCUAUUGAAGGUGUUGUGUAAGAUACCAGACUGCUGCUCUCAUGUUUCCUUUCAUACAACAUAACUAAAGUAAACAGGAGAACUAACGAGGUAGCUCAUGAGCUAGCACGGU
This is a messenger RNA of Lolium rigidum, 2228 nucleotides long. RefSeq lists its product as uncharacterized. The transcript has 3 exons. The record is from RefSeq and is a predicted model, not a curated record. NCBI's taxonomy places the organism in Eukaryota, Viridiplantae, Streptophyta, Magnoliopsida, Poales, Poaceae. Bases 96 to 1676 code for a protein of 526 amino acids. Gene Ontology annotation, molecular function: protein binding.